AUGGCUCCCGUCGCUACGCAUCUUCCCACUGUUCCAGCUCAGGCUCCUCACGAAUCGUCGCUCCUUGCGUCGAGCUCCCGUGCGGGUCUCAUCCUUGACGAACGCUUCACUGCAGCCUCGUUCGAAGGUCGACAAGAGCGGCGGUCUCUAGCCAAUGCGCCGACAGACCAAUGUCUCAAGGACCAGACUCGGAAUGAGCACCUCGCAGAUGAUCGGCUGGACAAGCCGGCCACUGUGGGCGAUGAUGUAGGUGAGGAACGCAGGUCCAAACAUGCGGUCGUUGGGGCAACAUCCGAAGUCUUGUCAGCGCUGCAAUCGCUUGCAGCUCAGGCAGAACAUCAACAGCAGCUGGUAAAAGGUGCUCCGAUGGUACUGAGCGCUGAUGAUAGGGCCGGUCUGACUUCUGAUGCGCAGCCAGCUUGUGAUGGCAAGGAAGAAGACAAGCAGUCUCCUCGCCCUUCGUCUGGAGACUCUGAUAAGUAUGCAGCGCCGGAAGAUGCUCCUUCGCCAGCCUCUUCUUCCGAGGAUGCACCAGGCUCGGAAUAUGAUGAAAACGAGCAGCGAAGCAGUCUCAUGGACGUUGCCAUGCUGGCGGAUUUGCAGAAACAAGAGCUGCCCAAAACGCAUCUAGGUGAGCAGGAAGAGCAUGAACAAGCGAUUGAAACGCAAAGCCCAGAAGGAGGGGAUACAACACCUCCAAUGGGCGAGGCCGGAAUUACAUCGGAGCAAAAGCAUUGGCUAGAAGCUACUGAGCCCGACCCCAAAUAUCAGCCGGUAGCGGAAGCGAUCGAGUCCCCGAGCCCAGACUACGGUCAGCAAGGUCUCACCCUCAUGCUGAACACCCUCUUUGACCAGAUGGAGAACAAGCGUGCUGAAUUCCGGGAAGAUGCCCAGGGAACGGAACGAGAAGCCCUGAGGGUCGAUCGAGAGCCAAUUCCAGUCCACCUGGAGGCCGACUCCACCGCUUUCGCUUGGCGACAGGAGUCUCUCAAUCCUCUUACCCGGCCUGCAGAAGAAGAGAUAGCCAGCGGGUCGAAGCGACAAAAGCUCCACGACAAUUGCGCCUCGACGUCGGAGCUACCUUGUCCCAUCGAUGAUCCAGUCUCUUCCUCGGUGCCAAAGAAGAAGCAACCAGUCAGGCGAACGACCAAACCUCCGGCAAAGCCGAAAGCGCCUACGAAGCUGAAAGCACCUCCCAAGCCGAAAGCACCUGCCGAACCGAAAAAGCAACCAAAGAUGAAAGCACAAGGCAAGAAAGCCUUCGCGCAGGUCGGGCAGGAGUUGGAAGGUGGCAAGCUGGCAACGCUGCCUGCUCCGAGCGACAGCGCUGGUCCGGACGCGAUCGCUGGCACAAACCAUGUUGCUGAGGCGAGGUUCGAUCAGACUGAGCCGGCUGCAGGUCAAGAGCCGGCUGCUCCGACCAAAAAGACUCGCAAGGCUCGAGCCCGUCCUGGAAGGCAGCCCACCAAAGCAGUAGCAGCUCCUGUCCUCGGCGAGAGGCCAGAGACGGAGGCGCCUGUCGAGGUUUCCGGUGGAAUUGCUGCUCCCAUCGAGUCAUUGCUGUUGCAUGGAACCUCACAAGCCAGCGAACUGGUACCGGCUCCUCCAGUAGUGCAAGAGACAGAGGUCAAACCCAAAGCAAAAAGCAAGUCAAAAGCGAAAAACAACCCCAGAGCGCAGAGCAAGGCGAAAGGCAAAUUCAAAGCCUCGCCGACGGAUGCGAUCGAGAGCAACUUGGCUGCCGCACCGGCCUUGCCUGAGGGCGAUCUGCCACCUCGUUACAGACCGCCUCAGCAGACGUACAGCCUGACAAGGUCUGCCAAAGGGCCUGUGGCUCAGCUUCGACCUGCUCAAGCGGAUGGUGCUAUCUCGGAGCUGGAGCUGGAGCCCACACCGCAGCAGCUGCCGAGCAUCGCCUCCUUCGACACCGCAUCAGGCUGUUCCCGCAAACAAGUAAGCUUGGCCGAGCUAGCUGGUCAUAGUCCGGUUGAGACCCCAGGACAUGAAGUCUCACCAUCAUACCGAGUUCACCUAUCCUCCGACGCUCUGCCGCAGGGUCGAAUGACGGCUACCUUAUCGGCUCGUCCAGCUGAGCAGAAUGACUCGACAACGACGACGAGCUCAAAUAUAUUUGCUUCGAUGCCUCCGCCGCACUAUCCGGCCCAGGCAUACUGGCAGACUCGUGCAGAGGUGGUACAACAGCAGCAGCAACAACAGCAGCAGUAUCGUGCGUUCAGCUCGCUCACCAGCGCUGCGUCUGUGAUGGCCGAGGCAUCUGCGGGCUUGGACGGCGCUAUACCGGGCACUCGCUCGUCGGCUCUGUAUGAUACGGGCCAAGAUGCUGCUAGCCCUGCCACUGUAGCCAACAACUCACUCAGCGUGGCAGGGGAUGGAGUCUCGGACACAACUUACCUCUCUGCUAGCGAAUCCUCCUUCAAGUGGGACCCUGAACCGAGGAUCCUUCCGUCGGGAUGGAGACGUCCCUAUUUCGAUAUCAUUGACCCGGAUGCUUUGAUGACGACGAUGCGACACAGCACCGUCUGGACGUUUUGGGACUGCUAUCUGCCUUUGGGAUGCCGAGAUCAGGACCUGGUGGUUGUGUCGAACGACAGCGUCGCCUUUCCGUGCGCGGCGUGGAAUCCGUGUCUGUUCUCGAACUUGCUCAGGAGCGUGAUUAGGAGCCCCAGACAAGUCAUUUCUCAGGUCUUGCAGCGCGGCGUGGAAGAGAAUCGCAAGAAGCUCGGAUACCAGCCGCUGCCUUGCAUCUGGGUGGACGAAGAUUGGCACUCGACCAACCUGCUGCUCUCGUUCGUGCAUCCGAUUCCGAACAUGUUCCUGCCUGACCGCGACACGUGCCGCAUCGUCAUGGAUCUCGGUCUGCGAUACGGCGUAGAACGCGCGGUGAAUGCAGCGAGGCAGAGGACGCUGCAGCUCGACAAGGUCGACGAGGAGGACGGAACUGAAAAGGACAAGGGCAAGGGCCGUGCGAGCGAGGACGACAUUGCUGCCAACGUAGCCGAUCCUGCUGCUAUUGUCCCGCGGGAAUGA
Messenger RNA from Sporisorium graminicola, 3048 nucleotides. RefSeq lists its product as uncharacterized. NCBI's taxonomy places the organism in Eukaryota, Fungi, Basidiomycota, Ustilaginomycetes, Ustilaginales, Ustilaginaceae. The transcript has a single exon. The record is from RefSeq and is a predicted model, not a curated record. The coding region runs from base 1 to 3048 and encodes 1015 amino acids.